AUGGUUCUCGAGGCUACCUUACUAGUUUUGGAUAAUUCGGAAUGGAUGCGUAAUGGUGACUAUACACCAACACGUUUAGAAGCACAAAAAGAUGCAGUUAAUCUCAUUUUUGGAUCGAAAACAAAUUCUAAUCCGGAGAAUACUGUAGGCUUACUUACCAUGGCCGGUAAAGGUCCCGAAGUACACGUUACUUUAACAUCAGAUAUAGGUAAAAUUCUUACUGCAUUACAUAACAUAAAAAUUGGUGGAAAAGCUAAUUUAACGACUGGGAUACAAAUUGCGCAGCUUGCUCUCAAACACAGGCAGAACAAGAAUCAACGACAACGAAUUGUGGUAUUCGUAGGUAGUCCUAUCGAAACUGAUGAGAAAACUUUGGUAAAAUUAGCUAAAAAGAUGAAAAAGAAUAGCGUUGCUGUGGAUAUAAUCAAUUUUGGAGAGGAAACAGAAAAUACUGCGAAAUUAGAUGCUUUUAUAUCAGCAGUGAAUACAGGCGAAGAUGGUGUUCCUGCUGGAUUUGCAGCUGGUGGUGGGGGCAACUUUGAGUUUGGAGUUGACCCUAAUCUUGAACCCGAAUUGGCGUUGGUAAUGCUCGUGUUUGAUUCUGCCUUACGUAUUUCACUUGAUGAAGAAAAGGCAAGACAGGAAGCGGAAGCAGCUAAAGCUGUAGGUGCUACAAAUACCACUCAAGAAACACAACCAACUUCAAUGGAUGUUGAUAAAGCUGUUGAGGGAGGCGAUAAUCAAGAUGAUAAAACUGAAGAUGACAUGCUGGCUCAAGCAUUAGCUAUGUCUUCUGCGGGCGACACUCGUGAAGGAGAUGUUCAUAUGGAAGAGCUUACCGAAGACGAACAAUUCGCUCGAGCGAUUCAAAUGUCAAUGGAAGGAAAUUCCGGAAUUCAUAAUCAAGAAUUUAUGAAUGCGGUUCUUCAAUCUCUUCCGGGUGUAGAUUUAUCUGAUCCACAGAUUCAAAAUGCUCUUCAAGGCGAUAUUAUUGGAUGUAUUAAAGAGUUAUAA
Molecule: messenger RNA, 1014 nt
Organism: Funneliformis geosporum
Lineage: Eukaryota; Fungi; Glomeromycota; Glomeromycetes; Glomerales; Glomeraceae
Source: the annotation of a GenBank genome assembly